GCAGUCGCAUAAGGAAAUCCCGAUAGUAAACAAAAAGUGCGCUGGAUUAUAUUGCAUGUUUCGAUAUCUAGCAAGUUUUACUCAUUCACAAAACAACCUACACACGAAUCAGUCCGAUUCAUUGCAACGGAGGACAUCCGGGUGGCUGCAGUUUUGAUAAACGAAAAGUGUAAACUUACUGUUGGUUGGUUUGUGCUGGUUCCUGAAAGAAAUGCUGAAUUUUUUGUCAUCUAAGUCUCCCAGUGCUGGUUCACUGGUUGGGUACAAAAUUACCAACAUAGAGCGAAGCAAAAAGUAUGGCGUGGCCGCCAAUUCACUUCGGAUGCUAAAAACGAAAGCCUCCGAAAAAUUCAAGUUGCAACACUGUCGCGUCUACUUAGCCCAGGACGGCGUCGAGGUACUGGAUGAGGAAUAUUUUAGUACACUUCCGGCGCAGGUCCUGUUUGUAGUGGCAGAGAGAGACACUGUGGUGAAGACUGAUUUCGAGCUCAUGUAUGAUGCAAUCAAGUCCACCCACAGUGAACUGCUGCAGGCUGGAACCAUGGCAAAGGAGUUCGUGAGCAAUAAUCAGAGUGAAAUUGCAAGGAUGCUUCAGGAUGCUCAGCGGUUACAUGACGAACAGACGGCUAAGAGUUUACGAAGCGAGCAUGGAGACUGGUUUGAAGGAAUCGAUGAAAAAUUAGGCCGAACGAAAGAGGAGAUAAUGCAGCGACGUGGCCAGGAUCGUAUUCGAGGGUACUUCUACAAAACCAAGGAUGAGCUGACGAAAUGCGCUAUCUAUCGUAAGAAUGCGAUGGCAAAAGAAUUGAUUGAUGAAAUGUUGGAAUUGUUUCGACAAUUGUUAAUCGGUUUCGAUUAUUUUAGCUUCAUAUUUGACCGGAGUCACCCUCAGCGGCUUCCGGACACAAAUGUUCCAAACUUAGUUUUGCAUAAUGAAGAGAUAACGCAUGAACAGGAGGAUGAGGUUGAUGCUCAACGGAUCAUGCCAAAGCGUAUGAAGCUGGCCAUCAAAAAAUCCCUGGAGGAUGAUGGCAAUGCAAUCGGAAAAUACCGAGUAGCGCUUUGCAAUAGUAUUGGAGAGUUCCGCUGCAUGGGGUUGUGGAACGAAAAACAUUGCAGGUAUGGGGCACAUGUUAUCAACCCGUAUGCCAGCAGGGAGAACAUGAUUUUGUUUCAAGUCUGGAACUUGGAUCAUCAGGUCGAAAUAAGUCGUACCGUACUGCCAUCUAUAGUGGAGAAUGUGGUGCGCGUGAUUGCAAAUGAAGCAGAUGGUAUCUGUGAGAUACACAAACGAAGAGGUAAAAAUCUUUCUGUGAUAACUUAUUUUAUCGAGUUGUUUACACUCGGGAACCUGAAAUUGGUUCACAUUGUUUGCCAUGACAAAAGUAUUCAUGACAUGAUCUCUAAAGGACGUAUUAUCUGCGACAAGUGCGCAGAGUUUAAGUAUAUUACGGAAUUUCAAAGCAAAAUACGCUUCAAUAAAGAUGCUUCAAUGUAGUA
Malaya genurostris is the source of this 1500-nucleotide messenger RNA. RefSeq lists its product as uncharacterized. NCBI's taxonomy places the organism in Eukaryota, Metazoa, Arthropoda, Insecta, Diptera, Culicidae. Gene Ontology annotation, molecular function: DNA endonuclease activity. The transcript has 4 exons. Gene Ontology annotation, biological process: apoptotic DNA fragmentation; apoptotic process. Bases 212 to 1498 code for a protein of 428 amino acids. The record is from RefSeq and is a predicted model, not a curated record. Gene Ontology annotation, cellular component: cytoplasm; nucleus.